Molecule: messenger RNA, 678 nt
Organism: Porites lobata
Lineage: Eukaryota; Metazoa; Cnidaria; Anthozoa; Scleractinia; Poritidae
Source: the annotation of a GenBank genome assembly
GUAACUGCAGCAAGAGCUGGGAAUCUGUUGAAGCAAUCUCAAGAGAAGCAGUUCUUGGAGAUCGCUAAAAACAAAAAGUGGCAAGGAAAGUUAUUCCGUAUCAGAUGGGAGGAUGAGAGCCUAAGCAUAACCAGCUGCUUUGCGUGGUUAAAAGGUUGGGCUACAUGCCCUACACAUACCAUCGCGGGCAUGUAUGAAUUGUAUGAGCAGUUGUUACCUACGAAGCUCUACACAAAGGAGAAGACGCAAACCUCCACUGACGGCGAAGUUCUAUGCAGGUUAUGUGGGAAGGUAGCUGAGAGCGUUGCACAUGUACUGGCUGGAUGUUCCUCCCUGGCACAAACCAAGUACCUAUACAGGCAUAAUGCAGCUUUGAAGAUUCUGUUUUUUGAGCUCCUGCGAGAGCAUGGGUUAAUGGAAGAGGUUGCACCAUGGUACUCACCGGUGAUGCCAAAACCAGCCUACCAGAACACCACGAGUGAGGCGUUUUGGGAUAUUCCCAUCUAUGCAGAGCACAACGAAGUUAGAGCAAAUCGGAUCGACGCGCGACUUGUCAGCCACGACAGGAAAGAAGUCUGCACAAUUGAAAUGAGCGGCCCAUGGAUUGAGAGUAGAGCUAAGAAAGAUGAGGAGAAGACACUCAAGUAUGGGCCCAUGAUGUGGGAGAUGAAGCAGAGA